CACAGCACAAGCUCCUUUAUCUUUUUCCCGUCCCCUGUGAUAUCUUUCUCUGCAACUCUCUCAUGUUGAUGUGAUUCUCCACCCACACAGCACCAAAGAAAGAACCCAUCAAACUUUUACAAAAGAGAAAGAAAGCUCUCUAAUUAACAAGAGCUAUGGUCUUCCCGUCCCUUCCAAUCUAUCUAGAUCCACCCAACUGGUCACAACAGCAGCCUAAUCAGCCAGCAGGAAUUGCCACCCAGAAUCCGCAUAUUCCGCCACCUUUGCAGCCGCCACCUUCAUCGGUGACGGCUGCUAUUGGAGGUGGUGGUUGCGGUGGUGGCGGCUACCAGGGCUCAAUUAGGCCGGGAUCAAUGGCUGAUAGAGCUAGAAUGGCAAAGAUACACCAACCUGAUGCAGCACUGAAAUGUCCGAGGUGUGAAUCUGCUAACACCAAGUUUUGCUACUACAACAACUAUAGCCUUUCACAGCCCCGCCACUUUUGCAAGACUUGCCGUCGCUACUGGACCAGAGGAGGUGCACUCAGAAACGUGCCGGUUGGAGGUGGUUGCAGAAGGAACAAGAGAAACAAAGGAAGCGGCGGUAGAUCGAAGUCUCCCAUGAAACCCUCGACAGGUUCUACCUCUGCAAGUGCUAAUUCUUCUUCCAGUGGCUGCACCACUGAUCAUGUGAUGAUGACUCACUUGCCAACUCCAACACAAACUCAAUUUCCAUUCUUAACCUCCUUGCAUCAUUACAACAGUGACUACGUUUCUGGGGGCAUUGGAUCUCAUUUUGGGACGAUCACAACAACACCUUUGGUGGGUAGAAAUAGCAGCGAUGUUGAGUUUCAAAUCGGUACUGGUUCAGCUUCAUCGCUUGGUAACAGUGGUGGAGCUAUGUUGUCAAAUGGCCUCGGUGAGCAAUGGAGGUUGAACAAUCUGCAACAAGUUCAGCAGCAGUUCGCUUUUUUGAGCACUAAUCUAGAGCCGCAGAUUGGGUUGUUUCAGUUUGGUGGUGGAGAAAAUAACAAUGCUGAACCGCCAAGUUAUGCAAAGGAAGGUGGCCGGUUUAACAUUCGGUCUAAAAUAGAUUCUAUUUCUAGUCUGAGUGGGUUGAUGCCUCAGGUUAACACGAUAAAGAUGGAAGAAAAUCAAGGUUUGAAUUUGCCAAAAAAUCUCUUGAUGGGAAAUGAUGCACUUUGGAAUGGAAGUGGCAAUGCAUGGAGUGAAGUUCCUUGUUUCACUCCUUCAAAUAACCACAUGUUGUGAUCCUUGAAAAAUUAAGCCACUUCAAUUCUACAGCUUUUGGUUUCCUAGUCGCCACAGAUAUUUUUAUGAUCAUCAUAGUAAUGCAUGAUCGAAUGUAUAAGAGUUAGAAUCACUUGCUAACUUUGGAAUGGAAUUCUACCUUUAUGCAUACGAGGAUAAAUGAGAAGGAAAGACAGGAAGUUCAGAAACACUUUGUGUUACAUCUAGACGAGAAAAUGGUACGCAACUCUUCAAGUAAUUUCCUUUCUCCAACGCUGGAUAUGUCGUUGAUAUUUUAUGUUGUACUCCAAGUAUGAACAUGAUGAGCGAAGGUAUAUUGGUGUAUUUGUUUAUAUGCAUGUUUUGUGAUGACAUGAGCGGUUAAUUUUACUAAUUGUGUGAAGCUAUUUGGACUAGUCUAGAAGGCUUUCUUUAUAUGGUGGUGAUGUCACUUUUAUAUUUUCUCUUUGACGAUUUGCACCAGGCAUAAUGUAAGUUCAGAAACUUUGAACAUUAAUGUGUCUGACUUCUUACCCCUUUUAGUUUUCAUUAAUCUCAGUAUCAUAAAUAAACUAUAAUAUUUAUGCAUGUAUGAACA
Messenger RNA from Vigna umbellata (rice bean), 1827 nucleotides. RefSeq lists its product as uncharacterized. Gene Ontology annotation, biological process: regulation of DNA-templated transcription. The record is from RefSeq and is a predicted model, not a curated record. Lineage: Eukaryota; Viridiplantae; Streptophyta; Magnoliopsida; Fabales; Fabaceae. Gene Ontology annotation, molecular function: DNA-binding transcription factor activity; DNA binding.